AUGGAAACCAAGCAGGAGCCGUCUGCCGUGUGGAGUCAGGCUGUGGACAACGACUCAAACAAUUCAACACAGGUGCAUUUUGAAGGCAGCGCCGUGGCCCAGAUCGUGUACAGCGGAGACCAGGCAGAGCGGGCGGAGCAGCAGGUGGUCUACACAGCAGAGGGGAACUCCUACGCCUCUGUGGAGUCCGCAGAGCACACGCUGGUCUACAUUCACCCUGCAGAUGGCGCUCAGACGGUCUUUUCUGAUCAGCCACAAGUAGCGUACAUCCAGCAGGACGGCACCACCCAGCAGGUGACCGUUCUCCUGCCCGGCGGACAGAACGUGAACGCUGCCAAUCUGCAUGUUCUCAGCAAUGUAGCAGAUGCUCCGCAAGCCAUCCUGGAGCCCGUUUCCCAGGAGCAGCUGUCCACCUCCCUCGCAGACAUGGCCGACAUGGCAGAGCCUGCCAGCAGCCCGCUGGGAGCCACGGACUCCACAGACGACUCCGACGAAGUGGAGGACGAAGACUCAGAGAUGGACGACUGGGUGCUGCGACACCCUCAGCUGUUCGACCCUCACACCCUCUGGUGCGAGGAGUGCAACAGCUCCAACCCUUCAGACUGUCCCCUGCAUGGGCCCCUGCAUCCCAUCCCCAACCGGCCCGUCUUAUCCAAAGCCAGGGCCAGUCUGCCUCAGAUCCUCUACAUCGACCGCUUCCUGGGGGGAGUGUUCUCCAAGAGGCGCAUCCCCAAGCGCACCCAGUUCGGCCCUGUGGAGGGGCCCCUGGUUCCACAGAGUGAGCUGCAGGACCACUACUUUCAAUUAAAACUGUGCAUGCUGGACAGCGCGAAGGACGGGGAGAAGACGAGCGACGUGUGGCUGGACCUCUCCGACGAGGACAGCUGCAACUGGAUGAUGUUUGUGAGGCCGGCGCAGAACCACCUGGAGCAGAACCUGGUGGCCUACCAGUACGGCUCCGAAAUCUUCUACAGCACCAUCAAACACAUCCAGCCCAAGCAGGAGCUGAAGGUGUGGUACGCAGCGUCGUACGCCGACUUCGUCAACCAGAAGAUCCACGACGUCACGGACGAGGAGAGGAAAGCUCUGCAGGAGCAGGAGUGGAACUGGCCGUGCUACGAGUGCAACCGGCGCUUCGUGAGCUCGGAGCAGCUGCAGCAGCACCUCAACAUGCACGACGACAAGCUGAGCUCCGUCUCAAGGUCCAGAGGCCGCGGCCGAGGGAGGGGCAGGAAGAGGUUUGGCUCAGGGAGGAGACCGGGGCGGCCCCCGAAAUGCAUCCGUUUACGUCCACCUGGGGGCGCCAACGGGGACAAGAGCGGAGAAACGCUGGAGUUGACGGAGAAGCCGUCGGAGGAACGCGGCGAAGGAGCGCAGAACGGGCUGAAGGAGGCGGACAUGGAGCCUGAGGGGGAGGCCGGGACCGAGGACGAGGGCCCGCCGGACCCCCCCGCCGGGGAGCCGGUCCUGCAGCCCGAGACGCCCGCCGCCAACCCGGACCCGCCUGUCCCGCUGAAGGAGGACCUAACCCAGAGCAGCCAGCCAGAGCCCCACCUCACCUCCCAGGACAUGCACCGCGCCAAGAAAAUCCGGACGGAUGAGCAGAACGCCGCGCUGCAGCACCUCUUCAUCAGGAAGAGCUUCCGCCCUUUCAAGUGCACGCUGUGCGGCAAGGCCUUCCGGGACAAGGACAAGCUGGACCUGCACCUGCGGGUCCACGGCCGCGACGCCUACACCUUCUCCUGCCACGUCUGCACCAAGAGCUUCGUGAGCGACUCGGCGCUGGAGGACCACCUGCUGGCGCACACCGAGAACCGCUCGUACUCGUGCCUGCUGUGCCCGGAGACGUUCGAGAGGCUGGAGCUGCUGAAGGAUCACGUGGAGGUGCAUUCGGUGGACGGCUGCUUCACCUGUCCCACCUGCAAGAAGAGCUUCCCUGACUUCAUCCAGGUGAAGAAGCAUAUCCGCUGCUUCCACUCGGAGAAGAUCUUCCAGUGCCCAGACUGCGAAAAGGCCUUCUGCCGACCGGACAAGCUGCGGCUCCACAUGCUGCGGCACUCCGACCGCAAGGACUUCCUGUGCUCGACCUGCGGCAAACAGUUCAAGAGGAAAGACAAGCUGCGCGAACAUAUGCAACGCAUGCACAACCCGGACCGAGAGGCCAAGAAGUCCGACCGGACCCACCACUCCAAGAUCCACAAAACCAAGGUCCCCGCCACCGACCUCGACAGCUUCGUCUUCAAAUGCCGGCUGUGCAUGAUGGGAUUCCGCCGCAGAGGAAUGCUGGUCAACCACUUGUCCAAACGGCAUCCGGAGAUGCGGAUCGACGACGUGCCAGAGCUGACGCUGCCGAUCAUCAAACCCAACAGGGACUACUUCUGCCAGUAUUGUGACAAGGUGUACAAGAGUGCCAGUAAAAGGAAAGCUCACAUACUGAAGAAUCACCCGGGGGCGGAGUUGCCUCCCAGCAUCCGCAAGCUGCGUCCGGCUGCUCCCGGCGAGCCGGACCCGAUGCUGAGUACCCACACCCAGCUGUCCGGCACCAUUGCCACGGCGCCAGUCUGCUGCCCGCACUGUGCCAAACAGUACAGCAGCAAGACUAAGAUGGUGCAGCACAUCAGGAAAAAGCAUCCGGAGUUCGCCCAGCUGGCCAACACCAUCCAGACGCCUCUGACCACGGCCGUCAUCAGCAGCGCUCCUGCGGUCAUCAGCGCCGACUGUGCCACUGCGGAGGCCGUGGUGACCACCGACCUGCUGACCCAGGCCAUGACGGAGCUUUCUCAGACCCUGACCACAGACUACCGCACCGCGCCGGGCGACUACCAGAGAAUCCAGUACAUCCCGGUGUCGCAGGCGGGGGGCAGCCUGUCGCAGCCGCAGCACAUUCAGCUGCAGGUGGUCCAGGUAGCUGCGGCCUCCUCCCCUCACUCCCAGGCCCAGCCGGUCGACGUGGGCCAGCUGCACGAUCCUCACGGCUACAGCCAGCACUCCAUCCACGUCCAGCACGUCCAGGUGUCCGAGUCCUCGGGCGCCGCGCAGGCCGCCGCGCAGGGAAACAGCCAGCCGCUGAGCCCUGCCUCCCAGCAGCCCAGUCAGGAGCUGAGCCCGGCCCAGCUGACCCCCGUCACCUUAGCGCAGAGUCACACCCUGCAGACCAGCAGCACCCAGCAGCAGGGGGCAGUGCAGCACGCCUACAUCCCUGGAAGCUGGAACUACCGAGGCUACUCAUCUGAGAUCCAGAUGAUGGCGCUACCUCACGCGCAGUAUGUGAUCGCUGAGCCAAGCACACCUGUGUCUGGAGUCAACAGCAACCAGGUGAAAACGGCGCACUUCGUCAUCUCCGAGGGUCAGAGCGAGCUGGAGGCGAAGCAGGCGGCUCCCCAGAGCGCGGCCCAGGCCCAGGCCGAUCAGCUGGAGCAACAGCCUGCCAGCCAGCAGGCCACCACGCAGUACAUCAUCACCACCACCACCAACGGCAGCGGCGCCAGUGAAGUCCACAUCACGAAGCCGUGAACCCCAAUCACGCUGAACCGCAGGGAUGGGAGUCCAGACCGAUCAUGCAUGGACCCACCCUACCCCCGUUCUCUGGACCUUUGCACUCCUAUAAAUGAAGAACCAUGCCGUGGAUCGGUGAGGGUGUGGGUUUGUGUACGCGUAGAGACGAAAGCGCUCCCAGCACAGUUUUAUGUGUCGGAUUGUUAAGGAGCUGCUGCCGGAACUUUUUAUCAGGAAAAUUAAAAUAAGACAUACGAGGUUUCUAUUUAGAAAAGUAUAUAACAAUGAUGGGGGGGGCAAAAAAAAUAAAUAAAAGCCCACUACAUUUAACGACAUGCACUGGAAAAUAAAACUGAAUGGUAGUUUUUGUUUUUUUAAUAAAAAAAAAGAUUUUCAUUAAACUUCUUUUACAGAAGGGAGCCUCGGUUCUAAUGCAGGUUUGAAGUUACAAUCAUGAGUUUAUUUUGUACGUGAUCCGGAAGAUCCAGUUAAAAAUGUUACAAUUACGCCAGCGGAGGUUGUCACAGACCAUCUGUUGGACGUUGCCACACAGUGUUGAUGAUGAUGAUGAUGAUGAUGAUGAUGAUGAUGAUGCGUGAUGUGAAGUUUCUCCCAUCGGUUUCCUCUCCGGGUAAAACCGGACCGACUACAUUCACCAGCUGUGAGGUCAUAAAUCCUGAAUGAGAUAUUUUAAUAUCUGAA
Messenger RNA from Fundulus heteroclitus (mummichog), 4197 nucleotides. It is a transcript of the gene prdm10, whose product is annotated as PR domain containing 10. NCBI's taxonomy places the organism in Eukaryota, Metazoa, Chordata, Actinopteri, Cyprinodontiformes, Fundulidae. Bases 1 to 3513 code for a protein of 1170 amino acids. Gene Ontology annotation, molecular function: protein binding. The transcript is spliced from 23 exons. Gene Ontology annotation, cellular component: nucleus. The record is from RefSeq and is a predicted model, not a curated record.